Messenger RNA from Setaria italica (foxtail millet), 1292 nucleotides. RefSeq names its product ubiquitin-conjugating enzyme E2 32. Lineage: Eukaryota; Viridiplantae; Streptophyta; Magnoliopsida; Poales; Poaceae. The coding region runs from base 110 to 1036 and encodes 308 amino acids. The record is from RefSeq and is a predicted model, not a curated record. The transcript has 5 exons.
CCACUACCUAUCGUCCUCUCUCUCCUCUCUUCGAUUCGCAAUUCGAAGGCUUCCCAGCCUGCGCCGGUAGGCGGCGGCGGCGUGUAGAGGGUUUCCUGAGGCGGCAGCGAUGGCGGCCACGGCGAAGUACAAUCGGAGCAACCCGGCGGUGAAGCGGAUCCUGCAGGAGGUUAAGGAGAUGCAGUCCAACCCCUCCCCCGACUUCAUGGCCCUGCCCCUCGAGGAAGACAUCUUCGAGUGGCAAUUUGCUAUCCUUGGCCCUCGAGACAGCGAGUUUGAGGGUGGAAUCUACCACGGCAGGAUCCAGCUGCCUUCUGACUAUCCAUUCAAGCCACCUUCCUUCAUGCUGCUCACGCCAAGUGGACGCUUUGAGAUUCAGAAGAAGAUUUGUUUGAGCAUAUCCAAUUACCACCCUGAGCACUGGCAACCAUCAUGGAGUGUGCGCACAGCGCUAGUAGCCCUGAUUGCAUUCAUGCCAACAAACCCUGGUGGUGCGUUGGGCUCACUGGACUACAAAAAGGAAGAUAGACGAGCACUUGCUAUAAAAUCACGUGAAGCACCACCAAAAUUUGGCUCCCCGGAACGUCAGAAACUAAUUGAAGAGAUCCAUGAGCAAAUGCUCACUAAGGCUCCUCCUGUUCCCCAAGCUCUACCGAAUGGGCCAAACGACGAGUCUAACCAAUUACCUGCAGCUGACUCUUUUGGUGAGCAUGCAGACAAGGCGGAUGAAGGUGGGUCUGUGUCAGUCUCGAGUGACCUUACUGAGCCUCAAUCUGAGUCGGGUGUUGCAGAAAACACUGCUGAACCCCCAGUAGCUGAGGUUACCAACCCUCAUCUGCCUGAAGCGAGCCACAGAGAAAACAUUCCAAGAGUUCCCUUGGCACCGCAGAAUCCUGUUGUUGCAAUCCAGAAGCCAAAGCAUGACAGGCUGUUGACCUUGGCCGCAUUUGGGCUGACUCUGGCUAUUAUGGCCCUCGUGAUCAAGAAGUUCUUGAAAAUCAAUGGCCUGGCAGGUUUCAUUGAGGGCAAGUUCUGAGUAGGGUUGUGCAUACUUUGGAUAAGAGAUGCCCCAUUCCUCGUCUAAGGGGCUUUGCUAUGCGGUCCUAUAAUUUUUAUAACCCCGUAAGGUUUGUAAAUGGCUGUUGUCUAGUUAUAGAUGAAAUCAAAGUGGGAUCUUAUUAUGUUACCCCAUUGUAUGUAGGACACUGAUGAAAAAUUGCUAAGGCUUUGCAUCAUCUGUUACUGUAUAUACCGUAUUACUGUGCUAUGGCUUGUUUGUAGUGCGCAUUUUA